Molecule: messenger RNA, 1287 nt
Organism: Anthostomella pinea
Lineage: Eukaryota; Fungi; Ascomycota; Sordariomycetes; Xylariales; Xylariaceae
Source: the annotation of a GenBank genome assembly
AUGCCAAUCUCACCCUUCCGCUCUCGCAUCGGCUUUGGGCGCUCACAAUGCGUACCUGUACUCCGCAGCUUUACGACCACCAAGGCCGGCGAGGGGGCUGGAAGAGUGCUUGUCGCAAGAGCAAGAAGAGCGUUGGCAUCAGAACAACAAUCUCAAUCUCAGACUGCCAACAACCGACGGCGAGCUCCACCCCUACCUCCAAAUGUACGACCUCUGUGGCGAACCCGCACAUCGCCUCAACUAUGCCCGUUCAACGCCCGCAAAGUCACGACGGACAAGCUGGUGAGGAUGUACACACGCAGGCUCAACAGGAACAACCCGCUUCAAAUCAGGAAUCUUCCGGGCUUUUUGGAAUCUCAGGUCUGGAUUGAGCACGCCAACAACCCGGAUGGCUCAUUCAAGAUUCCGCGACUUCCGCUGGUGGGAUCACCCACCCCCGACUUUGCUCUUCUGAGGGACAUCUUGGCAAGCGCAAACCCGGGCAUUAUCGACAACAAGAUGAAGUCGGGCACUAGUCAACCCUCCCAGACGCGCGCCGUCUUUGACAUAUUUGACGACCUCGAGGCUGAGUGCAAGAUCACGCGCGGCGCGCUCCGGGCGAAUAUCCGCCCCUGGUCCAGUUCCGCGACUGGCUGCAGCAGUCCGAACGCGCACCGCUCCAAGCCGAUGUCAUGGGUACCCUUCAAGGCCUCGCUUGGCUUCGUCCGCGCCGUCUAUCAGUACAACCGCGCCCGGGAGGCGGCCCACGAACAGGGUAGCGCCAGCUGUAUCGCCGGGCUGUACGGCCUGGUGGUGCUAAAGGAAACGCUGUACGAGGAGUUUCCAUUCCGCCCCAUCAUCCGCGAUAUCGGCUCGUCUACGUACAGCACCAAAUCGUGCAGUCUCCGGGUCGGGGUCCGGCCGCUGCGUGCCGACAUGCGUCGCUACAAGCACAGCACCGUCGUGAUCGGUCAGUUGGCCGGGUACAGCAUCGUGACGCUGGUUCCGCCCCGGCUGAAAGCGCUCAACGGUCUGUCUCUGGAGUUUCAUUGGAGCGUGCCCAAUACGUUUCACAAUGACACCAUUCGCUUUCCGCUCGGCCAGACAAAGUUCGCGCUGUCGAGCAAAACGUGGACGCGCGAGUUGGAGAAUGAGCUGAAUAGCGCUGGCGACAUUCUUCUGUCAACCCUGACGCCUUUGAACGCGAGCGUCACGUGGUUCCUGGCUCGCGGCGACAUGGACGUCGAAGAGCCGGACGAACCCGAGGUCAACGCCUCGAAGAGUUAUGCUCCACAUGUUGAGAUAUAG